This is a messenger RNA of Varroa destructor (honeybee mite), 3752 nucleotides long. Its product is annotated as proton channel OtopLc-like. Gene Ontology annotation, molecular function: proton channel activity. Gene Ontology annotation, biological process: proton transmembrane transport. NCBI's taxonomy places the organism in Eukaryota, Metazoa, Arthropoda, Arachnida, Mesostigmata, Varroidae. Gene Ontology annotation, cellular component: membrane. The record is from RefSeq and is a predicted model, not a curated record.
AUCUUCGCUAACAUGUGCCACUUUGAUUAAGUGGCAUAUUUCGAAACUAUGAUAUAAUUUGAUAUUAUAAGAUAUUAUAAGAGCUGUAGUAAUUUAAUUACAGAUAAAAUUAAAUUAGAGGCGAAAGAUAAUAACAGCAAAAAAUGGUUCACAUUUUUAGAAUGUCCGUAGCAGCCGUAAUGAAACUUAAUUUCUCGAACCUACCACAAGAGGGCGCUGUUCAAUGUAUGCCUCGGUCUUUUGUUCGUCUACUUCGAGGAGGCGCUCACUGAGUGUUGUCUGCUUGCUUUCUUUUGUCAGAUGUUGAGUCUUAUGAUCAUGAUCAACCCACGCACGGAUGGAAUCGAUCCGUUGGCGCGAGACGACAGGCUGCUCUAGUGGGGAUGGCCUCUGGUGAUCAGUCAGAUCGUGUAGAUCAGUUAACGUUGUUUGCUUGGAUACGGAAGUGCGUGGUAGGGAUUCACAACCAUCUCCAGCGUCUACUCAUUACGUCCAUAUCAUUGUAAGCGCGGUGUCGUUGGUUUGCGUGCUGUGUUUUUAACGAGAGUUCUGUGAUUACGCUAGCUGCAGCGGCUAUAGGUGACACUCUCGUUCAACGCUGCCGGCUAUGUGUUAGCAUCGCAUCGACGUUGAUCAGUAUUACUAAAAAAAUUUCCUGGAACAAGAAAGUCUGUGUUUCUGGAAAAAGAGUGUCGGUGCCAGCUAUAAUUCUUACGCUCGUGUCGACACAAUCUAUUCACUCAUUAACUUUUUUUGAUUCUACUAUAUAUCUGUAUCGAGUUGCUAAGUGUACGAAGCAUCAAUACGAAGGUCUUGUACGUAACAUCGUUGUUCUAGCUGCUAUUGCUGUUGUUGUUGUAGGAACAGGUCGCCGGUCCGCUCGUCCACUCAUCGUAGUAACUGCUGGCAGCGGAAGCUCCGCCGAUAUUAGGGAGAUAGUUUUGUUGUCCGCUUACCAUCAUCGAGGUUUACUACUGCUCUCCACACGUUUGCACCCUUCGCUCAUCCAUCCGCACCAUUACGAACCAACACAAACGAAAACAUGUCUCGCCUUAGAAAGAUAUUCUCUCGCAAGUCUAUCACAGCUAUAGCAGCGCCGUUCACCUUCCAGGAUUCACAAACCGGGGUGUUAGAAGUAAACACAAGCUCCCGUGGGUCUUCUUACCUCAAUUUGGAUAGUGAGCUCGAUUCUGAUAUGGACAAGAUGAUACCAGUGGUGCAGGACCAUCCCUUGUCACGUGCAUCACUUAGAGCGGAAAAUAAUAACACAGUGGAUGUCCAACAACUCGAGAGUUAUAUAGGUACUGCGAAAAACUUCAGAGAUUAUCCAACAGGAGAAAAGAAUGAUCAAAAUCGGUCCAGGGUAAGCCUUGAGAAGCCGAAUACUAAUUUGUCAAUGAUGCUGGGCAGCAGUGCGGGAUCAUCGUCAUUAGAGGAGGAGGGCACAGCCAGCGAUCCUGAAGAGGGUCUAAGUGAACCUUUCACAAAGGACCGUGUAAGUUUUGUCGGCGUGGACCCUCCCGGGGUGAGUCCCCCGGACUCCCCCGAGGUAGGAGGCUUAGUGAGUCCGGGGCCAAAAGUGAUGUCAAUUCCACCGACACCUCGAUCCGUUUCAAUGAUUCUCCCGUCCAAAUCGCCCGAGUCCGUUGAAGACAGCACCGAUGACCAGGAGGACGAAGGCCAGGCAUCUGAAGCAUUAAUAGCCGGUGCAGUAGCAAAUGGGAAUGCUCGUAUUGUGGGACCCCAAAUAUCGGAUGACUCCGGUAUUGGAGCUAACGGAGGUGCCGAACGAGGCUCCAUGGCUGGGGGAGCUUCCCUAAAGCGAUCGCUGCAUAUCGACAUACCUAACCCGAGGCCUGUUAUUUCCAGAGCUAGUUCUUACGGCGGGUCCGUUUCUAGCUUGCCGAUUACGCCAAAGGGUGGAGGUCUACGUCAUAUUGGACCCAACGACAAAGAUUCGCUGGUGAUCAUUCUUAGUGCACUCUACGCAAAGCUAUUGAUCGUUCUUGGUAUCUGCUUCCCCAUGGCGGAAGUCAUCUCUAGACGGAUUCCACCGGCAGUCUAUGAGGGUUUCUAUCUUUAUUUAUAUUUGGGAAGUAUUUUCUUCCUCCUCUUCAUGUACUGUUUCGUGUUCCCAAAACAAAAGGCUACCCGAGUCCCCAAACGUACGAACUCACGGAUAUCUGAGUACACAGCCUCGAUGCUUGACAAGUUCAGAAUAAUUACGAAAACAAGAGCUGAUAGAUCAAACAAGGUGCCCGCUUACGAGCUCAAGACGUCGCAUGCUGGUAGCUUUUACCUAAGGUUGGGAGCUGUAGCUUUUGGAACCGGCAGUAUGAUUUAUUCUGGGUUGGAGUUUGGCCAGUUCUUCGAAUACGAAUCAACCGACCAAUGUAGCAUACUUCACAACCUCACGCCAGCAACACGCAUGGCUUUCACGUUUUUCCAGCUCUAUUUCAUCUUUAUCAAUUCACGCGUUGCUAUCAACAGGUUUACGACACUGGCGCGUUUUGGUUUAAUGCACAUGAUCUCAAGCAACCUAUGUGUAUGGCUACACGUGCUCAUCCAAGAGACAAAACAUCAAAUUUUUGACCUUGCCAGUAACGAAACACAUCAGCCACAUGUGAUUCGGGCGGAUCUGCUUGGAUCUGUCACCUCAGAGACCAAUCGCUCUGCUAGUUCACACGUAACAGAUCAGGCUGUACCUCACGUGCAACGGAGUCGUCGAUCGUUUCCUGACAGCUACUGUGGUCAGAGGGCAAACAUUAUGGGCGAGCUCGUUCAAAACGCUUCUCCAUUCCUUUUCCCAUGUACAAUUGAGUACAGUCUUAUCUGCGCCGGCGUAUUGUAUAUCAUGUGGAAGAAUGUUAGCUCGUCAAAGAUAGUAUCUAGCGAUACGGCCUCCGUGACAAUAUAUGCUGCGCGUCAAAGGCAUUACUACCAGGUGGAUUGCGCGAAAGCAAAUAAAGGUCUGUUUACGGGUUUGCUUGUUCUGGUUUUAUCAAUAAUCAGUUUGAUCUUAUUUUUCGUUUUAAUCAAUAAGCCUGGUUACCGGAACAUUGCUGUUCUGGAAGCACACAUUGCGGAACUCGUCGUUUACAUUCUUGCUUCGCUGGCAACGAUUACGGCGCUCGUACAAGUCCGCGAGCUUCGAUACAACCGCUCGAGAAACCUUAAUCUCGAGUCGAUUCUCCUUAUUGUUGCUCAAAGUGGCUUGUACCUAUACAAUGUCUUUAGCAUAAUUGGAGGUCACUUUGACGCCGGAGAUAGCACUAUGCUUGCAAUACUUACCGCUUUAGCCUGCCUGAUCCAAGGUUCCCUUCAAACAAUGUUCAUUCUAGACGCAUCGCGACGAUAUGUGGCGAGUCAUGAUCAAGCUGAACGAAAACCGGGCCGGGAAAUGGUUACGUUUCUUAUUCUGUGUAACUUCUCCAUGUGGGCAAUUAACACAUUAGAAACACGACGCGCUGAUUCAAAUCCUGUCCAAAUGCAUUUUUACGGGUUUUGGGCCUGGACAAUCAUAACCCAUGUGACAGCACCGCUUGUCAUCUUCUUCCGCUUCCACUCAACCGUCUGCCUUUGUGACAUCUGGAAACGUGCAUACAAGGUCAAAUCAGACUACCUCACUUGAAAAGCAGAAUACGUGUUGAAACAUUUCUCUAGAUAGCUUUUUAGGUAUCUCUUACUACUACUACUACUACUACUACUACUACUACUACUACUACUACUACUACUACUACUACUACUACUAC